CUCGACUCGUAACUGAUCUGUUGUUCUGCUGAUUGAAUGGUGAUGGAUGUCGUUGAGGCCGAAGCGAAACAUUGCCGACAAGCGGCCGGUGACGUGCUUCGAUCCAUUCUAUUCAUCAUUCUGCCUCUGAUUCUUCUAUAUAAGCGUGCUGGCGGCAUUUCGAGCGAGCGGAGGAUGUAGAUCAACGGCAAGAGCAAGGAAUAUGGGCUCACUUCCGCCUCGCCAACGCUUUCGAGCGAACAACGUAGCCAUCAUAGGCGCUGGACCAUCGGGCUUAGCAGCGGCAAAGUACUUACUUGCAGAGCAUGCCUUCUCACGCAUCACCAUCAUUGAGCAGCGAACUACGGUUGGAGGACAGUGGAACUACAUCCCAUGCGAUGCCGAAUCCGCCCAAGAUUUUCCGAUACCACAAACCAGUCCACAUGCGCGUUUAGAGCGGCCGAUAUGGAAGAGUAGCAAUACAUCUAAGGAGCCGAGUCAAGAUGCGCAGGAGCAAGCACAAUUUAUGACUGCAAUCUAUGAGCGACUCGAAACAAAUAUCCCUCGUGAUCUGAUGGCCUUUUCAGAUCUUGAAUGGCCAGGAGACCGCCAGCUAUUUCCAAAACACGAGGACGUGCUGGAGUAUACCGAGCAAUACGCGAAGGACGUGUUGCAUCUGAUACAAUUCCGAACACAAGUCCUGGACGUACGGCCUCAUGGCCAAGAUCAGUGGCUAGUCAAAACCAAGGCGGUGCAUCAGAAUCUAGCCAGCACGCCUGUGGAAGAAGUAUACGACGCUGUGAUCGUGGCCAGUGGCCAUUAUGCUGUCCCGUAUAUACCGGACGUGCCUGGCAUCCAGCACUGGAAUAGAGCUUAUCCGGGCCGUAUCACACACUCAAAGUACUAUCGAAACCCUGAGAACUAUGCCGGCAAGAAGGUCAUCGUCUCAGAAUCAUAUCUCAACGUUGGUGGAGCUUCGCCGGAGAAGCAAGAGAAGCCAGAGAUCAUCGAAUAUCUACUGGAAAGCCGAGGAGUCAAGUUUGCAGAUGGCACCACCGAGACCGACAUCGAUGCCAUCGUAUAUUGUACUGGCUACUUCUAUUCGUAUCCAUUUCUGGAUUCUCUUGAUCCUCCAGUGAUAACUACAGGUCGAAGGGUGGAGAACUUAUACCAUCAUCUGUUCUACAGACAACGACCUACCCUGUCAUUCCUGGUCUUGACCCAAAAGGUCAUCCCAUUUGCAUUUGCGGAAGUGCAGUCGGCAUUGGUUGCAAGAGUGCUCUCUGGGCGCUUAACGCUCCCAAGUGAGGAAGAAAUGAGGGCAUGGGAAGAAGACAACGUCAGGGAGGCUGGCGAAGGAACGUCAUUCCACGUGCUGCAGUUUCCAAAAGACGCAGACUACCUUAACACGCUUCACGACUGGGCUGUCAGCAUUGACGAGAACGGCUCGAUAGGCAAAAAGCCACCCUACUGGAGGGAGAAGCAGUAUUGGAUAAGAGAACGGUUCCCAAAUAUCAAGAAAGCCUUCAAUGAUCUAGGCGAAGCUCGCCACAAGGCACGAAGGUUAGAAGACGUAGGCUAUGACUUCGAGGCGUGGCGGCGCGAGAAAGAGAAGGAGGAGCAUAUUCUAUAGAUCAGGCGGCGAGGAUCUGGUGAAUUGAAAGUUUCUCAACUCCG
Pseudocercospora fijiensis CIRAD86 is the source of this 1656-nucleotide messenger RNA. RefSeq lists its product as uncharacterized. The transcript is spliced from 3 exons. The record is from RefSeq and is a predicted model, not a curated record. Gene Ontology annotation, molecular function: flavin adenine dinucleotide binding; NADP binding; N,N-dimethylaniline monooxygenase activity. The coding region runs from base 203 to 1612 and encodes 469 amino acids. Lineage: Eukaryota; Fungi; Ascomycota; Dothideomycetes; Mycosphaerellales; Mycosphaerellaceae.